This is a messenger RNA of Centruroides sculpturatus (bark scorpion), 413 nucleotides long. Its product is annotated as toxin CsEv1. The transcript is spliced from 2 exons. The record is from RefSeq and is a predicted model, not a curated record. NCBI's taxonomy places the organism in Eukaryota, Metazoa, Arthropoda, Arachnida, Scorpiones, Buthidae. Gene Ontology annotation, cellular component: extracellular region. Gene Ontology annotation, biological process: defense response. The coding region runs from base 58 to 321 and encodes 87 amino acids. Gene Ontology annotation, molecular function: sodium channel inhibitor activity; toxin activity.
AAAUAUCGACUUCUGCUCGUGGUAACUCAUUCUAAACUCGUUUAGAUACCAUCGAAGAUGAACUCGUUGUUGAUCAUCACUGCUUGUUUCGCCCUGGUCGGAACAGUGUGGGCAAAGGAAGGUUAUCUGGUGAAGAAGAGCGAUGGCUGCAAAUACGAUUGCUUUUGGUUGGGAAAAAACGAACACUGCGAUAUGGAAUGCAAAGCGAAGAACCAAGGAGGUAGUUACGGGUAUUGCUACGCUUUCGCAUGCUGGUGCGAAGGUUUGCCCGAAAGUACACCGACUUAUCCUCUUCCUAAUAAAUCAUGCGGCAAAAAAUAAUAGCAACAACUUUUUAUUGUCCACCAACAGAAAUAUUGUAACGCUUCUUAAUUGCAAUUAAAUAAAAUAAAAUGUAAUACCUUCAUCUAAAA